Messenger RNA from Zasmidium cellare ATCC 36951, 531 nucleotides. RefSeq lists its product as uncharacterized. The coding region runs from base 1 to 531 and encodes 176 amino acids. The record is from RefSeq and is a predicted model, not a curated record. NCBI's taxonomy places the organism in Eukaryota, Fungi, Ascomycota, Dothideomycetes, Mycosphaerellales, Mycosphaerellaceae. The transcript has a single exon.
AUGCCACCAUCUCUGACACCGGCCUUGACUCUCAAGAUCUACCAGAGCAGAGAGAAUGUGCUCGCUUUCAACUCUACCAAAGGCUUAGCACCACGAUACAUUGCUCCUCUGGUGGAAGGCCACCUUCAGCCCCACAGCUCCUCUACCUCUCCCUCGUUCAACGCAGCUCUCGUACCAGGCGGCUCUGACUGGCUUCGCGUCGACCCAAGCACAGGUACUGGGCAUCUUGAUGCCCGUCUUCACUUCCGCAGCAAGACUGAUCCGUCCUACGUCUUCUUUGUUCGCUUCGAAGGCAUCGUCAGGAUGGACGAAGCGAUACAGAAGAUCUGGGAAUGGAGCCCGGAGGCAAAGACGACAGAAUUUGGGGAAGGCAGGAACUUUGUCAGUCCUGUGAUUGAAUGCAGUGCCGAGGAGAAUAAGUGGAUGGAGACGACGGUCUUUGUGGGGUGGGGAAGGUAUGUUGUGGAGGGACAGGGCGAUGAGAGGAGGCAAGCUGUCGAGUAUGAGAUCUUUGCAGUUGGCACAGCGUGA